Messenger RNA from Ramularia collo-cygni, 1821 nucleotides. RefSeq lists its product as uncharacterized. The coding region runs from base 1 to 1821 and encodes 606 amino acids. Gene Ontology annotation, molecular function: dynein heavy chain binding. Gene Ontology annotation, biological process: microtubule cytoskeleton organization; microtubule-based movement. The transcript has a single exon. Lineage: Eukaryota; Fungi; Ascomycota; Dothideomycetes; Mycosphaerellales; Mycosphaerellaceae. Gene Ontology annotation, cellular component: centrosome; cytoplasmic dynein complex. The record is from RefSeq and is a predicted model, not a curated record.
AUGGCGACAGUUGCCCGCCCUCCACAAGACCGACCGCGGCGUAAAAAGGAAGCGCGGACGGACAUUUGGUCCAACUUGCUGAAACAAACGGCGCAAGCCCAAGCUCGCUCUCGCACGCAGGCCAUCCAACACCGCGAGCUCAUUGUUUGCGGUGGAUCACCCGAUGACCAACGCGAACUCCUCACAUCUCUCGCCCGUCCACCUCCCGCACAAGCUCCGUCAAGAAAUCAGGAUCGAAGACCGCAGAGGAGCAAAGGGGAGCUGCGCUUGAGCAAUCGAUAUGCCUAUGGCUACGGUCAUGUGACGCUCUACUCUCCACCCCCGCAGUCUGGAACGGGUGUCCAGGUGUUGGGCGCCGAAGCGGAGGAAGUCGCGCGGGUGGAGGUGCAUACAUUGCCGGAUGCCGAGGCCGAGUAUGUGGGCACCUUGCGGGCAUUGUUGAAGAGGAUUGAGGCUGCGGGGCGGGAGGUGGAUGGAGAUGGAUUGUUGGAGAAGCCGGGCGAGGGGGAGGCAGACAACGACGACGAGGAGGAGCGGAGACGGCCUGGAGUGUGCAUCUUGCUCAGUUGGAAGAAGCCGUGGGAAUUCCUCCAUCAGAUCCAACGAUGGGUGCAAAUCCUCGCCAAAUCACUAUUACCCGACGGCGCCCUCGUCAUCGAUCCCAUGGAUGUCAUCAAAGACGCCGAACUCGCUGUCACAAUUGUUGUACAACACACCGAAACCCAAGAAGAUCUGUUUCGAGAAUCGUACAAGGAAGAAGAUUUCGACUGGAUCUCGCAGUGUCUGCGAACCGCCAUCAUGCCCCUCCAUCCUUUCAGCUCCCUCGUCUACACAUCCUCGGCAGCGCCGCCCCAACAGCCGGGACAUGCUCUCACAGAACCUCAAAAAGUCAUUUACCACUCCCUGGGUUUGGAUCUUGCCAUCCUCAGCCCCAAAAUCCCCCGUCCCGCCGAUUCCACCUCCAAAAAGGAAGAUCUGGCCCCGAAACAGGAAUUUAUGGAUCGGAUGGCCAUUAUCAUCCCACCUGGCUGGGACAGCUACGCAUACAUUCGCAUCCUAUCCGAAACAUUCUCCCCAGAAGACCUCCUCCGCGACUGGUUGCUAGAUCUACAACCUCCCCCAGAGUCUGUCACAUCACCAAUCACAGAGAUUGAAGUUCCCGAGAAGCCCACACAAUCCGGCGCAGAGGUCUAUGAGUCCGCUGCUCCUGAAGUCGACGACCUUCCCGAGGAGCAUGCACAACACCUCCCUUCUGCCAUCAAGACAUAUGAAUCCCGCAUCAUAGAUCCACAAUCACAUCGCCGACAACACCAAGCCUCCACCGCUGCUGUUGAAGUCACCACCAAACCUGACCAACAGUUCCUCGCCGAGAUGCGUGCUCAUUUACAAGAACUCGAAGCCUCGGACUCCACCCGUGAACGUCCUUCUGGCGUCUCCACCACGAGUCUAAGUAGUGGCAGAAGCAGCACGGGCUUACCCCCCGGUCAGACUACCGGCGCACUGGGAGAAUUGGGAGAAGUCAGCUUCAACGUAGGCGGUGUCAGCUAUGAUUCCGUCAGUGCAGAAAUGGCAAUUGAGAGAUUGAGAAGGCCUCAGCAUGGACGAGAUAGAGAAACUCCGCCGAAGCCGCCCGGGUUGAGGACGAGGGGAGAACAAAAUGCGGGUGGCAGCAGUGGAACACACGCUGGAGCGGGCGCCGAAGGCGGCAAUGUCAAGAGUCCCGAGUUGCCGCCGAUUGAUAAGUUGGAGGAGUAUUUUGCUAGUYUGGUUGCUAAGAGUGGGGGCAGUCGGGAGACUACGCCUAGUCGAACCAAGGAGUAG